CGAGCCCUUCCUUGACUAUUUCGCUUCAUCCCUCUCUAUCCCCACCUCCGUCCACUCUCGUUCUCCUUCCCUUCCCUACUGCCCCAUCCCCUCUCCUCCCCCCUCCCCUUCCCCCCACUGCCAGGAGUUCAUUGAGGGAUUCUUGUUUGCGGGGUCGCACGAGCUGGGCACCAAGGGCUUCCUGGACUAUUUCCCCGACUACCGCCAGGAGGAUGGCAGCAUCGCCAAGAAGCGAUCCAUGAAGGGCAAGGCGUACAGUAGUCGACCCUGGGAUGCACAUGGCCGGCUAAUUUUGUGA
Molecule: messenger RNA, 298 nt
Organism: Closterium sp. Naga37s-1
Lineage: Eukaryota; Viridiplantae; Streptophyta; Zygnematophyceae; Desmidiales; Closteriaceae
Source: the annotation of a GenBank genome assembly